AUGCGGGCCCUCUAUGCGUUCUUCGCGUCGGCCCUCGCCUCGACGUGCUCGUCGUCGAAGCAGCCCAACGUCGUCUACAUCGUGACGCCCGCCCGCGUCACGGACGACCAGGACCAGAUGCUGGGCUCGAGCUUCCCCACCGUCGGCGGCGCCACGCCCCUCCCGAAGACGAAGCGGCUCCUCGUCGACGAGGGCGCGACCUUCACCAACGCCUUCAUCCACGUGCCCAUCUGCAACCCCUCCCGCUCCACGACGCUCACGGGCCGCUACUUCCACAACCUGCGGACGACGAACACGUCCUGGGCCGCCAUGCACGUGAACAUGGACGCCGUGCACAACCGGAGCUUCGGCCUCGUCUUCCAGCGCGCGGGCUACGCGACGGCGCUCCUGGGCAAGUACGUCAACGCCAUGCCGGAGGGCUACGUGCCCCAGGGCUGGUCCGCGUAUUUGGCGAACGGCGGCGGCCGCCUUUGA
Molecule: messenger RNA, 474 nt
Organism: Aureococcus anophagefferens
Lineage: Eukaryota; Pelagophyceae; Pelagomonadales; Pelagomonadaceae
Exons: 3
Coding region: 1-474 (157 amino acids)
Molecular function (GO): N-acetylglucosamine-6-sulfatase activity; glycosaminoglycan binding
Source: RefSeq, a predicted model, not a curated record